Molecule: messenger RNA, 3419 nt
Organism: Bactrocera oleae (olive fruit fly)
Lineage: Eukaryota; Metazoa; Arthropoda; Insecta; Diptera; Tephritidae
Biological process (GO): positive regulation of transcription by RNA polymerase II
Cellular component (GO): nucleus
Source: RefSeq, a predicted model, not a curated record
UAUUUUACGUUCUCUGCUUUUGCAUUAAUACCGCUGUCAAAUUCAUAAUUUUUAUAAAUACACAUAUUUAAUUAUUUGACUUAAGCUAUUUUAUUUUAGGACAAAUUCGUUUUUCUUUAGUUCUAUAACAAAUUUUGUAAAUAAUUGUUUAAUUUCUCUUUCGAUUGAUAUAAAAGAAUAUAUCGACUUGAAAUGUUUAUUUUAUCUCUAGCGAACAGCUGAUUGUGAUUAUGAUUUCUGGCGGCUUUAUUAGCGUACAACACAUUUUUUAUAAGCGAAAAAUAUUUUUGUUAUUCUCUAAACAGUUUGCUAAUAUUUGCUCUAAUAUAUUGCAAUAAAUAUAAAGUCACAUGGAGCCGCCUCACAACCAUACGUCACAAAUAGAUGUGACCAUUUCAGGUGUAAUUAUAAUUGAUCCCUCAACAUUUUCCACAAACAAAGUAGUGCAUACAACUAUUGAACCUCCAAAUGGCAAAUACAACUCAACUCCCUUGAACAAAGAGUUAAAGACUUUAACACUAAGCGCUCCACAUGUUCCAACAACUGUGAAAUCUUUGGAGGAAUCCGUGCAGAAACCAACAAAACUGUUUUUUCCCUCACUGAGUAUUGAGCAAAAUAGGAAAAUACAGGAAAUAAGGGAAAACCUUAGAAGAAAAAAUCAACUGCAGAAUUAUCAAUCACUUACAAACCAAAACAAACAAAAUGAAAAAACCCAAGUUCAAUUCGCCCCUGUUUGCCCAGAAACCACACCAGUCACAACGUAUAUUGAAUUCAUAAAUGAAGCUUUAUUUGACGACGAGCAAUUGGCGAAAAAUCAAGAUAUAGAAGUGGAUAAUUCUGACGAUGAAGUAUUAGAGAUUGAGGAGCAAACGCUUGAGUAUGUACUAGAAAAACCAAAAACCAACAGUGCUGCAACAUACAUUACAAACGGUGUGCAAACUGAGGAACCAUCGGAAGAUCGAAUUAAUUGUGGAUUCGUAAAUGUUUCGAAAACUGGCGAUGACAAAUAUUUUAAUCUUCGUUGUUUUCAUUGCGAUGCGGAAUUUCCUAUAUCGUUUUGGUCCGAAUUUUCAGAUCAUGUUAUCAAUACUCAUAGUGACUUGGAAAAAGUUUAUACUGAAAACGAUGCAAAAUCUGUAAGCGAUGCCCAGUCUCUCAACGAAGAAACAGAUAUUUUCAAUGACGCUUUUUCAAAUGAUGAUGCUGAAGUGCGUGAAACUCCAGGAAAAAAACUGUUUGUCAAUUUAAUUGAUAACGAUCGCGUAAAUUGUCUGAGUGCAAAAGCUGACCUUAAAGAAAUAUUACCAGAACACUUCGACAAUGGUAAGGAUUGGGAUAGUUGCUCUGAUGUAGAACCUUAUCAUAUGUCGGCAGAAAGUUAUAAAGUCUGCUUAGAACACUGUUACAGCCGAAGCAGAAUGAGAGAUAAAAAUAAAUGUAAUGCGAACCCUACAACAGAGCGAAAAAUAAUAGAUCAGAUAAGCUUCGAAAAUACCUCUCAUGCCAUAGUGAUGGAUUUUUUGGAACAUUUAAAAGGAUUUCCUAAUUUAUUGCAAGGCAACAGCAAUUUAAAUAUCGAAAGAUAUAUGAAUGAACUGCAAGAUUUGAUGGCAAUAAUGACGGAAAAGUGGAGUCUUAAUUUAAAAAAAAGUGUUUUGCGUAAAAAUGUUGAAAAUAUUAAAGCUUGGUAUAUUGCUAUGACCGAAGCAAAAGAAGGACGUUCGAAUUUGAUAUUCACGGAGAAAUACAUUGACUACUACAGGAAAUGUGCGGAGUAUAUGCCUUCCGGUGGUGACUUAAAAAUACCACAAAAGGUGUACUGUGAUAUAUGCAAAAAGUUCUGUUAUAAUGCUAUUGGAUUGCAAAUUCAUAAAUAUCGUAAGCACCACAUGGGUCAACUGCCAUAUGCUUGCAAUAAAUGUGAUAAGCGAUUCGAUUAUAUACAUAAAUUGCGUAUACAUUUACAAAGAAAACAUGUGUUACCUGGAUUCCUGCUUGAGACUGAUGCCGUUUGCGCCGAAUGUAACCAAUCAUUUACAGAUUCACGAGAUUUUCUAAAGCAUUUGGAAAUCCAUACGAAGGGCAAUUGCCGUUUUGUUUGCGAUGUAUGUGAAUUUCGUUGUAGAACUGAAGGCAUAUUGAGAAACCACAAAAAGCGUCAUCAAGAACGUAAAAAACUAGAAAACGUCGAAAAGACUUAUGCAUGUAAUGAAUGUCCAUUUCGUUGUACGACUAUUAGCCUUUUAAAAGCGCACCAAAGACGCCAUCGAGAGCCCACUUUUCAAUGUGAACUUUGUCCGAAACGGUUUUACUUUUCGCACCAUUUAAAAACGCAUAUGACUACUCAUAAUGGUAGUUAUGACUAUGUUUGUGAAUCAUGUGGCAAACUUUUCAUAAGGAAAACAUAUUUAAUGGAUCAUGUGAAGUAUAUGCAUAUGGGUUAUGGCCAUUGUAAAAUUUGCAAUCGAGUUUACGGCAAGCGUUGUAUAUUUCUUAAACAUUUACGCACACAGCAUCGGCCGUUAAUUGGUUCAAUUGAAGAACUGACACGACGAUAUUGUGUUAACGAAAAAGGACAAAAUGUAGGCAGGUCGAGCGGUCCACGUUUAAAAUGCAGAAAGUACACAUCUGUUGUGGAUGCUGUUACGAACAGGCGUACACUGAAAUGCCCGAAAUGUGAUAAAUGUUACAAUCAAUACGAUUCUUUGUACGCACAUCAUAAAAAUGUCCAUGGUACUACACUACCUGGUUAUACCAGGCGGUUAACAGGAAAUCAAAAGUUGAUUAAAAAUCGUAAGAAAACUUCUGUGAGAACUGUUAGUGUUGUGCUAGCUGAUCACAACGUAGCAGAAACAGCAGCUGCUGUUAACACCAUUCUCGAGAGUAACGACAUAAAACCUGACAUUCAAAUAAGUCAAAAUAACAGAAGUAAUUGUAAUGAAUCUAAUACAACUAAUAGAAAAACGGCAGUUGAAAGUGCCGUUAAAGUGUUCCAGAUAACACCAAUGUCGUCUUUUGAAAAAUUUGUUAAUAAAAUGCAUACAUUUGAGGAUUUUGCUCCCGAUACUGCCAUCCAACCUGAAACUACUCAAAAAAGUACUCCAUCGGCAACUAUAAAAAUCGAAAAUUGUCUUAUGGAUUUUGAGUUUUUAUUAAAUAACAGCUCGGCCAUAAACUUUUCAUAAAAGUUAGUAAAUAAUUUCAUGUUUAAAAUUAGAUUAUUUGGUACUUUAUGUAAAUGUAUGUGUAAAUAAUAAUUUAAGUAAAUUUAAAAUUGUGUUUGUAUGCACUUCCUUUCUUAAUGGGGCACAAUAAUUUUUCUAAUAAGUAGUGAGUAUUACUCAACAAUGCAGGAUAAACAUUGUAAAAACGUGUGUAAAUAUUUAUAAAUAAUAAGAUAUUCUAACUUUUGUAACUUU